CGGCCAUAUUGGUGUAAGGUGGAGCUGUAGAAAGCGGAUGUGUGUUUAGUAUUUAACACUGCUUUGGUUUAAUGUUUGUAAUAUCAAAUUUAUCGUAUGUAUGUAAUGAUAGAAGAUGUGAGAACCUGGACGUGUGAGGAAGUUCCUUCAUUAUAAUAUAAAGAGUAUUAAAGUACGAGUCAGAAUUGGCCUAGAUAGUGGGUGAGGUGGGAUUAGCAAUAUGCCGUUCCCGCCCCCUCCACCUCCACCUGGGCCACCAGCACCAACAUUUGGGAGUGGUGUUCCCCAAACAGCGCAUUCAAAUGGAGAAAGUAGAAAUCUUUUGCUGCAGUCUAUUCGCCAAGGAACAACACUGAAGAGAGCUGUCACAAAUGAUCGUAGUUCACCUUUAAUAGGAAAAGUAAGCAAUAUGUCUAACAGUAAUAAUAACAACACCAAUGUGAGUGUUCCAAGAAACAAUAACAAUCAUGGAAGUACCUCAGACUUGUCAAGAAAUGGGCUUGGAGGACUUUUUGCAGGAGGAAUGCCUAAACUGAAGCCUACUGGACGAGGAUAUAGUGCCAGUACUACAUCUCAGACAACGUCUGGAUGCUCCGGACCAGAGGGUACUCUAAACUCAAAACCAAAUCUUCCGUCAUCCCAGAAUGGAUUAAGAAGUAGAGUGCACAUACCCUCUGCUAGUUCUGGACGUGGUCAGCAUGGGGGUGCUCCAAAAAAUCAUAAAUCUGUCCUGAAUAGACCUGGAUUUAAGUUCAAUGAAACACCUGGACCAGAGAGCCAAGAUGUGGUCCGCAGGCCAUUUCCAGGAGAUAUAAAGAACAGAGGGCCUCCUCCACAACCUCCUCCAGCUACUCAGAAACCAUCUAUGCCUACAAGUGCAUCGGAUUCAGUACUGACAGGCAGUGGCUCAGUUGGCCAAACUGGAAGUAGUAGUAGCAUCAAUAACCUUGAUCAUGUGAAUAAUCGAAGCUUCCUACAUAGUGGUGGUCCUCCUUCACUUCCUAGCAAACCACCUGUAGGAGGUUAUGGCAAGCCAAACUUGGCACCCAAGCCUCCUGGCAUUGCACCAAAUGCUGCCAACAUCACUAGUAAACCGUCACCACCACCUAAGAAACAAGUCACAAAUGGUACAGUGGGAAACACAAACCGACCUCCUGUGACUCGAGCACAGAGUAUGCGUGUGCCACGGUCACCACCAGUUGCUCCACCUCAAGGUCUUCCUUUUCCACCAUCAACUAAAUAUCUCGGGAAUUACCGUGGAGGCAGCUCAGGUUUACCAUCAUUCCAUCAAUCCCAAGACUCAUUACAUCAGUAUCGUUCUAAUCCUCCACCACCUCCAAGAACUGCCACAUUACCCUCAAACUUAAAUCAUCAUGGAAUAAAGUCAGCUGCACCGCAACCUCCCACUUCAACACCUCUGCCCUCCACUCCAUGUUCAGGCCCUGUUAGAUCUGGAAUGGCAUCUCCCCUGAGACCACCUGUGGCCCGACCACCGCCUCCACCUUUGCGGACAUUAGGUGGAGGAGUUAACCCUCCACAGUGUCCACCACCACCACCUCCAACAUCUGCACCACCACCUCCCCCACACAGGACUUCCCCUGCACCCCCAUCAUCCUCACUGCAGACAAGACUGGCUCCAGCAGUGCCAAGUUCUGCUCCCCCUCCACCACCCGUUCGAAACACUUCAAUACGAAAUGGAUCAUCAAUGUGUAGUGAACUAGAGGCCAGGUUUUCUGAGUAUUUUCAUUCAGUGCAUGAAUUUCCAACGCCACAACCCUUCCAAAGAGUGUGUAAAAUUUACAACAGUAGAAAUGUAAAACAGCUGGUAACUUCUGCUGCGAAGCAGCAGGCCCCACAACCACCUAUGCACAUCCAGUUGAGCAGCAAGAUGUACAGCAGCGAUACAUCCAAUUGCUAGCAGCCUGAGGUACUUGGGAUGUUUGAUGUUUAACCCUACAAGUGCCAGUUUUAAUCCCUACAGAGCCAAGCCAUAACACUGCAAAGUCAAAUCCAACAAAGAUGCAGACCACUGAUACAGUUUUCAACACACAGUCUUAUCGUAUACCACUCUGAAGAGAAUUAAUUGUGUGAUAUUUUAAUAUUUAAAUUUUAAUGAUGGACAACCAUGCAAGUGAUCCCAGUUACAUACAAUACAAGUAAUUAUUUUCUAAAAUUGUUGGAAGGGUUUUGGACACCCUUUACUAAAAUAACCCCAAGCUGUAUAUGACCCAAAAUUAAAAAUGCACAAAAUGGUGCUUAUUAUAUUAGCAGCUUCUGUUCAAAAAUUUGUUUUAGAAUCUUUAUUAACAAUGAUACUGCAAUUCUUUCAUUCUUGCUUGCUGUGAUGUAACCGUUCUGAACCUUUGGUCCUCAUGUCACUGCUUCCAGAUGCUGAAUCAGUGUUCCCAUCGUCAGAAAUAUACUCACAUUAUAACUGACACUAUUUUCUGUUUCUCCAUGUUCAGUGUCAGUAGGCUGACUGCCUUCUUCCACAUAAUUCAGUUUUAUCACUAUCAUUUGUGUUCUGAGAGUCUAAUUUUGCUGGUAAGUAAUGUGUACUGUAUAAGAACUCAGAGAGAACUUGAAAUGUAUGGAUUCGGUUACUUCUAGAUAUUUCUUAAUUAUGUAAUUCAAAUAAAAUGUAUCUAAAUAUCACAUGCAGUCAAAUAUGGCAGUUUUUGAAAGCAUCAAAAUAUUAAACUGGGGCACCACAGACAACUUCACCAGGUUGAAAUUUUUUACACUUAACACUUGUAGGGUUAAUAGAUGUGGUGCUAUAAUAUAGAGACUAGGGAACUGCAGGUAAAUAAAUUAAGCUUCGCAGAUAUGCUAAUUGUAACUGUAGAUGGGGUGAAAUGUAUUAUUUAUUCUGAAGUCUAGUAAUUUUUUCAGGGUUGCAGAAAUAACUAGGACUGUCAGCCAACAUUUUUAAUUAGUUAACUGUAUAUAAUGUAUUAAUCAACCAGUUAAUGAGUUACUUGGCUAUUAGAAAUGUAGUGGGUCAAAACAACUGAUUUAUUAAUUGGUGAAUAAUAAUGACAUGGAAAAUGAUACUGAGAACAUUACUUAAGGUAUUUUACAGUUGGGUGGUGCAGAGACCUAUGGGCAAGGCUUUGAUGAGCACACCAAUAUUUUAAGUGACAUUUUCCACUUCAAAGCUUGGAAAUUAAUGAUAUUAGAUAAAAUGUCUUGAUUAUUCAACAGUAAAAUAAUUAGGUUGGUUAAUCAAUUAACUAUGACAGCUCUAUUAAUAUAAUUACUUUUAGUUUUGAAUGGUCAAAUUUGAAGUAUUAUGAACAAUGGAAGGGCACUCUUAAGCUUAAAGUGUUCAUUAAAAUUUCACGAUCUCUGUAAACAUUUGUAACUGGGCAUGAAGUGAUGUUAAAGAAGUAACAUUUAUUUUCAUAUUGAAUUCGGCUUCCAGAAUGAAGAAUCUUCAGAAGGAAGGAAUACAGUUUCUGCAGAAACCCCAAAGAAUACACAGUACAUUACAAGGCAGUGUUGGUAUUCCUGAAUGCCGUGUGCAUGCCUUUGUAAAAAGAAAGAGGAUGUUGUUCACUAAUCCAAACACAGUGUUUGUUUGCAAGUAAAGGCUGCAUGUUACAAUUGCCAUUGUUUUAUAUACUGAUACCAGAUCUUAAUUUUGAGGAAGUGUUCCAGUGUCUUGAUUAGGCAGGAAGGAAUUACAAAGUAAAAGAUA
Molecule: messenger RNA, 3700 nt
Organism: Cryptotermes secundus
Lineage: Eukaryota; Metazoa; Arthropoda; Insecta; Blattodea; Kalotermitidae
Product: WAS/WASL-interacting protein family member 2
Exons: 9
Coding region: 221-1918 (565 amino acids)
Molecular function (GO): actin binding
Source: RefSeq, a predicted model, not a curated record